AUGUCUGUGGAGCUCAUCCUGUGGCUCUUCUCCUUCGCCUCCGUCAUGGUCCUCAUCGGCCUCACCGCGCACCAGGCAAGCCCGAUGCCCCCCUUUGCAUCUCUUAACAGUUCACCCUGUGACGGCGAGUGUGGUCCAAAUCUUGCGCGCGGCCGGCGAAGCUCUGCCCGCUUUCGGCCUAAGGCUGCCGUGAUUUCGUGGGGAUUUGAUGCGGAGUUUAGUCAACGGUGUUGUUCUUCCCGUGCCAUUCAUUCCGUGGAGGAUGAUUUGGAGUAUGACUAUAUCAACCCAUAUGAUUCGUCAUCUCGCAUCAAUGCUGUGGUGCUGAUAGAAUACGCACUCCAAGGGGCCCUGUGUGCUUCUUUCCUCUUGACAUUGCAUUGGUUCCCGUUUCUAGUCAUGGCACCAGUGACAUACUACCAUGUGAAACUGUACUUGGCUCGGAAACAUCUUGUAGAUGUCACUGAAAUUUUUAGACAAUUAAGUGGCGAGAAGAAGUACAGGAUGAUCAAGCUUGCCUUCUACUUCUGCCUAUUUAUUAUAACUAUUUACAGGCUUGUGAUGACAGCUGUGAUGUUGUUUAUUGAUGAGGACAUAAAUUUGACUUGUAGUCUUCAAACACCAGGCUCAAAAGAACACUCAUGGUUGGAACCAGUGAGACCACAACUGAAUGCCUUGCCCCCGAGUUGUGAGAAAGAAGAUGGACCUGUGUCCUAUAGCUUGAGGAGCUAA
Molecule: messenger RNA, 732 nt
Organism: Miscanthus lutarioriparius
Lineage: Eukaryota; Viridiplantae; Streptophyta; Magnoliopsida; Poales; Poaceae
Source: the annotation of a GenBank genome assembly